Messenger RNA from Marmota monax (woodchuck), 10028 nucleotides. It is a transcript of the gene St6gal2, whose product is annotated as ST6 beta-galactoside alpha-2,6-sialyltransferase 2. The transcript is spliced from 6 exons. Bases 1893 to 3482 code for a protein of 529 amino acids. The record is from RefSeq and is a predicted model, not a curated record. Gene Ontology annotation, molecular function: sialyltransferase activity. NCBI's taxonomy places the organism in Eukaryota, Metazoa, Chordata, Mammalia, Rodentia, Sciuridae.
CCCUGUAGCUCACUAACGGUAUUUUAUUUGGUUCUGGAAGGGAGUGAAGAUUUUUAUUGUCUUUCUCUAGCCCACCCCCAAGCAAAACUGCACUCUUACAGCUUAAAGUGUGUUCUGUUGAUUUCUUGUUCUCUGUAGCUACGAUGUUUAGGAGCAGACGGGAUCUUGAGAAUAUCCAAAAAAGCCGAGUCUUAAUUCUUAUAUACUUGGCAAGUGGAAAACUCUGCUUUGGGAUUGUUUUACUUUCCACCCGUGCACAGAGUAGAUAUUUGAUGCAUUCUUUUGAAUACGGAAUGUGACAUCCAUCUCUUUUGGAUUUGACCACGCUGGUGCUGGGGGAUUGAGUGAAGUCAAAGCAAGAGAUGCUUUCCAAAGAGAAUUGAAUAGCUGUGUUUGGAGAAGCUGUGCUUUCCAGGAAUUUAAAUGAGACUUUUUUUGUGAUUGCCUUCCAGGUCUCCCUUCCUAGUACCAUAUUUGCUUUGUGGGGCAGAACUUCUAAAGCUGUUUUAUAAUCUGAGAAGCACUUUGGAGGCUGAGGGAAUAAAGCCUAGCUGAAUUUUUGUAAACCUAUAUUUAUUGGUCAUGCUGAAAAUUUAGCGAGAAGUAAAUCAUACUUGAUUGAAAUCUUUGUCUCCUAGACCACUGCAUGUUCCAACCGAGAAGGGGCAUGGUGGUCCUUCACGCAAACUGCCUUCCCGGGUGGGGGAAUCACUGGCAGGCUUGCAAUACAUUUUUGUCUACAGUACUUAACUUUCUAAAGCACAUUUUAAAAGCCUCAUGUAUGUUGUUUGAUUAUUAAUAUUUCAGAAAUUGUAAUAAACUUUUUUUUACCAUUUUGAAAUAUAAUGUAUGACUAAGAAAGAACUAAAAUAAAAGGAAGUAUCAUCCCCUUUCCAGUUUAGUCCUAACAUCUCUUUUCAAAGGAAAAAUGAUGUGUGGCCAUGAACCUCUUUUUACCCACUCCCCUUCCACCAUCAUUUUUCUGUAAAAUUGACAACCAAAUUUUUCACAGCACUUAAAGUCAUGCAUUUUGUACUAAUGCACUAGAAAACCCACUGGCUAUGGCAAUUUGGAUACUGUGGCCAAAAUGGAGGGGGGGAAAAAAAACUUUAAUAAAUGACUUGCUUUGAAUUUCACGAGAUUAGAAAAAACACAGUCAUGAAAGAAUUCUUGAUCCAAUUCUUACUUUGCAAUGGAUCGAAAUUGUAGCAUUUUGUGUUUUGCUUGGUGCAAUGAAGCUUCUGGAGUUUUAAGCCAAAUCUCUUGUAGCUAUUUUGAUAGAGCCUCACCCCUUAGUUAGAGCUUAGUUCUGUGCUCCACAAUUUAGAGUGCAUUUGGAGACUGGUGGAGAGUUCAGAGGAAAGAGCAGAAUUUGUUGCAAUCUAGGAAGUAAAGGUAAAGAACUGAAGAUAUUUAGACUAGAGGACUUAGUUUAAGAUGCUUACUAUUUAAAAAUGUGUGAAUGAUUUAUUAUGCAGAAGAGGGCAAUCAUUUGUGGUAAGUUUCUGAUGAGGAUAAUUAAGAGGAAAAGAGUUCACUGUGGGGCGAAACAAAGUUGAGUCUUUUGAGUUGUUGCCAGUCUAACCAGCAACAGCAAGAUUGGUUAAGUAGUGAAGGGGCUGCUGAGAAAUUCCUGUACAUGCUUGUUUCUAGAGCUUUUAAUCCCUCCCUGCCCCCUUUCUGAGAGUCUUCUCUUUCUGAGAUGAUUGACAUGUGUGUCUCUGAUCAACUGCUUAUUUUUCUCCUCUAGGUCUAGAAUUUAUUCAAGCAUUUUUCAAGUGCUUAAAUCUUCUCUAAAAUGACAAACUCAUUCCUAGGCUUCUGCAGCUUCUGCUGAGGCUCUUCCCACGCCCCAGCUUCUGAACACCGAGGUGCUGACCCCGAGAUCUGCCAUGAAACCACACUUGAAGCCCUGGCGACAACGAAUGCUCUUUGGAAUAUUUGCGUGGGGUCUGCUCUUUUUGGCGAUUUUCAUCUACUUCACUGACAGCGACCCUGCUGAGCCAGUGCCCAGCACCUUCCCCUUCCUGGAGACCAGAGGGCUGCUGCCCAUCCAGGGCAAGCAGCGGGCUAUCAUGGGGGCCAUGCACGAGCCCUCCUCGCCCAGGAGUUUGGAUGCAGAUAAGGUGCUGCCAGGUGGACACCCGGCCGGCUCCUUUCACACAGGUCCAAAGGACCCGCAGAGAUGGGCGCAGGCCCAAGAUGGGUUUGAAAAUGAAGAGCUCUUUUCAUCCCAGGUGGGGAGGAAAUCUCAAAGUGCUUUCUAUCCGGAGGGUGACGACUACUUUUUUGCUGCGGCUCAGCCAGGGUGGCACAGCCAUACUCAGGGGACACUGGGAUUCCCCUCCCUUGGGGAGUCAUCGCAGCAGGAGGCAGCUUUGUCAGGGGGCGCAGUUCAGAGGAGACCUAUGCAGAAGAGGCACAGGAGGCAGGGGAGAAGCCACACACUGGAGGAACGCGAGGAUGGCGACAGGCUGUACGCCUCCAUGUCCAGGGCUUUCCUGUACCGGCUUUGGAAGGGGAAUGUCUCCUCCAAAAUGCUGAACCCGCGCCUGCAGAAGGCCAUGAGGGACUACCUGAACACCAACAAGCACGGCGUGCGCUUCCGCGGGAAGCGGGAGGCGCGGCUGAGCAGGGCCGAGCUGCUGUGCCAGCUCCGCCGCCGCGUGCGCGUGAGGACGCUGGACGGCACCGAGGCGCCCUUCUCCGCCUUGGGCUGGCGGCAGCUGGUGCCCGCGGUGCCUCUGGGCCAGCUGCACCCCCGCGGCCUGCACAGCUGUGCCGUGGUCAUGUCCGCGGGCGCCAUCCUCAACUCCUCUUUGGGGGAGGAAAUAGAUUCUCAUGAUGCAGUUUUGAGAUUUAAUUCUGCUCCUACACGUGGUUAUGAGAGAGAUGUUGGAAAUAAAACCACUGUGCGCAUCAUUAACUCCCAGAUUCUGACCAACCCCAGUCAUAACUUCAUUGACAGUUCUUUGUAUAAAGACGUCAUUUUGGUGGCCUGGGACCCAGCUCCUUAUUCCGCAAAUCUUAACCUGUGGUACAAGAAGCCAGAUUACAACCUAUUCACGCCAUAUAUUCAACACCGUCAGAGAAAUCCAACGCAACCAUUUUACAUACUUCAUCCUAAAUUUAUAUGGCAGCUUUGGGACAUUAUCCAGGAGAAUACCAAGGAGAAGAUUCAGCCAAACCCUCCAUCUUCUGGUUUCAUUGGAAUCCUCAUCAUGAUGUCCAUGUGCAGAGAAGUACACGUGUACGAAUAUAUCCCAUCUGUCCGGCAGACGGAGCUUUGCCACUACCAUGAGCUGUACUACGAUGCAGCCUGCACCCUGGGAGCCUACCACCCGCUGCUGUACGAGAAACUCCUGGUGCAGCGCCUGAACAUGGGCACCCAGGCUGAUUUGCAUCACAAGGGCAAGGUGGUCCUGCCAGGUUUCCAGGCUGUGCACUGCCCUGCACCCAAACCCAUCAAUGCACACUCUUAAAAGUGACUCUUGGGAAUCAAUGUGCAAUAAGGUACUACUGUUGUCCUCGAAGUCACAAAAGAAUACUUGAAACUAGAUUUUAGACAAUGUAGUAUUGAGUCUUUAAACUGUAAUUUAGUGGUGACCCUGAGAAUUCUUCUCUUUCUAAAGCCAUUGAGUAUUUAUUACUGCUUUGAAUAUAGAAAUGGAAUUUUAAAAAAAAAUACUCGAGAAAGAUGCAAAAAAAAAGAAUAUAUAAAAAGAAAACAGAUGUAUAACCAUGGGUAUGAUACCUCCAAAAAAGGCUGGCCUUUUCUUAUGCCAGUGGUACCCUUUAUCAGGGUGGGUAAUGAAAUGGUUUCUAUCUAGAAAUAUCCAAAUUGAGGUCUAGUACCUAGCGUGUCACUUAUAUAUGUAUUCAUCCUUAAGUUUCCUGGAUUUUAUGAUGAAUGCCUGAAAUAUCACUCAGAUAUUUUAUCUUGGCAGCAAAAAAUCCCCCGUGUAUCUGAUCAGGUGCACAAGUUUCCAACCUUUGUGUCCCCCAUCUCCUCUUUGCAUUGUCCACUGAAUGCUUUGCACUCGGCGUAUCAGGACAAUUUCUAAAACCAUAAAUCAUCCAUCCUGAGCAGUCCAAGGAAAUGCCCAACCCUUGAGAGCACCACAGACAGGCCUUUUGGUUCCCUGCAAGGCUUGGUUUCACUCAGACAGCAUCACUGGCAAGUCCACACAGAAUCACGAGGCUGUAGAGGCAGGGGGAGGACAUUCCUCAGCUUCAGCUUUUCAACCCUGUGCCUCCAGGCCUGCAGGUCCACCCCACAGCUCUUGGAUAGCAGGUGACUCAUGUGACAAUUGGUACAACCUGGCAGGAGAAGCCAGGGGACAGACUUGUUCCUUCAAACUGGACAGGACUGUGGCGCCACCAGCCCGGGCUGUGGGGGACGCAUGCCUCUCUCUUUUAUACAGAUUUCUUGCAGGUUUAUAUCAGCUGUUGGAAACUUGACAGUGAUGUACUCCAAAUUUUCACUGAUUCUUUGUACUGACAGACAUUUAAAAAUCCGAUCCUUGUUUUCACCAGUAUGUUUGAUGUCAACAGCAUGACAAAGCCAUAUUAUUAAAUAAAAUUGUGUGAAAGCAUGGCUUUUUAACAGCAAGGAAAGAAAAUUUUCAGAUGGAAAUGCAAUUAGGGGAAAUUUUCACCCCAAUGUGGUAGCUAUAUUCAGGUUUUUAAAUCUCAACUUGUGUCACUGAUACAUGAUUAUUAUUAUUCUUAUUUUGGUAUGAAGAUAGUACAAUAGAAACAUUUUGGAAUACCUUAAUUAAACAUGCUAUUAUUUCAAUAUUAAAACGAAAACUAUCUCAGUGGUACAGUUAAAACUUGUUGGCAAUGACAGAAGCUUAAUUAAAUACUAUUUCCCUUGCAGAGUCCGUGAAUGUCAGGAGAGUUUAGUGGAAAAGGUGUUUUUUUUUUGUUGUUGUUUCAGGAUUGGUUUGUUCCAGAAUGCUCUCGGGACUGCUUUCUUGAGCAAGAGUGGUUUACAGACACUGACAGCUUCUAUUUAGUUAUUCUACUCAGCAGAAAGCAAGUUGGAUAACAGACAUCCCCUGUGGCUUAUUGCAGUAUCAAAGUGGGAGUAAUUGAAAACUUUGAGUCCUGACAAUAUCUAAUAAAAGUCCAUUUUGAGAGCCCUGUUACUAGCCUAUGAGAAGGGAUAGAUGGUUCUUCCAUGUGCUGACUUACAUCUCAGUAGACAUGGUCCUGCCGUGUUUCUAAUUUCCCAGAAGAUCUCAGGCUCAUCCCCAUUUAUGUGUGUAACAGCUUCUUUAACUCUAGAACGCAGCGAGAAAGUUAUAAUGUGGGACAAGUAUUUCCUCCUGGAAUCCUUGGAUUUUCUAAGUCUUCCAAGUUUUUCCAUGUUAAAUGCCCACAACUAUUAAAGUUCUUUUCAUAGAGCUCUAAUGGAUUCACUUAUGGGCAUCCAUAUUAUCCAGGACACCCUAUCUUGGGUGACAUGAGAUUAUAGCUAGAGAAUAAUGUAUUGGAAUCAACAUGAAUGUUUGUGUCCAAAAGCCCCAGAAAACACUUUAAAGAUUUUUAAAUAGCAUUCUGUUAUAGCAUGUGUACUUUUAAAAGGGCACUUUCAUGAAGGUUACAAGAAAGACUGGAGAGCAUAAAGGAAACUUAAUUAAAAUUUUUGAAUUUAUUAUGGCCCUAAAGACUCUGGGGAUCAGAGUCUGUUAAACAUUCAGAAAAUGUGAUACACAUAUUAAUAUAGUGUUGGCUGGGCAUUCCUCUAUUUAAAAGUUUAUAUUGUUUAAAUUCCCAAAAAUGUUACACAGCAAUAGUUAAUGAAGGCUGCUUUUAGUAGUAGCUAAAUGGGCCCUAAGUGGCAGUAUUUUGCCAGAUAUUUAUUAAAUUUACAUACCAUACUUAGGAACUCCCAUAAACAGAGUCACAGCCUUUCUGUGGAGUGGUUACAGUAAAUGGAACUCCACCUCUGUCAGAAAUCUGUCCCUUUUAGGAAGGAAAGCUGGUUAAAUCUUCAUGGUGCAAUCUGAAGCCAUCAGGGGGUUCUUUAUCUACACUCAGGACUAAGAUGUCACAUUUCUUUGCAUUUCAAGACAGCGUCACUCUAUCUCUUAUUGUCACUAUUGUAAAGAAACAAAUGUUGACCAAGAAUGACAAUUCAAACACAUCUAGGUUCCCCAUAUUUUUUUCUCCAGUUGAUCACGUGAGGCAGGAGGAUAGUGUGUAACAAGUGUGUCAUUCUCAAUCCUGGAUUGUUCCCAUGGAAUACCAAUGAUGGGCCUUGUCCCUGACUUCCCCUCUACAUUCUUACAGGGCUGCUUCUAUGGAGAACUUUGUGCUCAGGACCAAGAGAUGAUCGAUUAAAAGUUGCAUGUAAGCCUCAGGGCUGUGCUUUACCAGGCAAUUCAGAGGUUUUGACACAUCUUUGCAUCAUUGUGUCUUUCCUGGUCUUCCUGGACACAGAGAUCAAAAAAAUAGCACUUCCAUGUGUCUCAUCUGCUUGGUCCCUCAGCCACUUUAUCAGUCCUGGACUCUCCGGUAGUCUUCUGUCAUUAUAGCCAUAACAUGUGGGCAAAAGCAACACUAAGAUAAUCCUUAACUUUUUCAAAAUUGGGGAAACCAAGGAACUGGAUAACUCUAAGAUGAGUUUAUGAGCCAGUUCAUUCUGCUGGAACAGGUUAUAUCUUAUGUUCUUGAUGGACCCUUCUGACAGUAAGGAACACUGUGUCUACUGAAUUAAUUAGGUGCUGUUUGGGUGCAUAAGGUGGGAUCAGUCUUAGAUGAGUAACAACAUUUCAUAUGCACCAAUGACACAAGCAAAUUUCUCCAGGUUUUCUUAUAAAUCAACACACAGUGCAUAUGGUCAGGUUACUUGAUCUCCUCUGUUUGGCUGUGGGAAAGACAGAGAAAGGGCCUGGAGUGGGACUUGGGGAAUUAUCAACAGGUGCAUGAUUGAAUAUAUAGGACCCUAGUCUCAGAUUGUGUUCUGUCAUGUUACCUGUUUGGAUUUCUGACUUUUUGAUGAUUUAGGUCUCUAACCCUGUGGUUACACACCCAAUCAAGGCAGCUCCAUUUAGAAAUCAAUUGCUUAGUUAAAAUGUGCCUGAGUUUAAACUUGUUUUUUAUACUCUGGAUAUUUCCAUUGUGAAAUUAUUCUGCAUGUUUCUGUCGGGCAUUAUUUAAACACUUGGUAAAUGAAUGGUCUUUUUCUGACAAAAAAUGGAAGUUCUGAUUCUUGUUUUAUUAAAUGAAUAAAGGAUUUUAGUGAGAAAAAAAUAAUCUGACAUAUUCUCUACAAGUUUAGGCUAAUGAAAUUUGAAGAAUUACAGACACUGAUAUAGUUCUUAUCUUAGUAGAAAAGUGUGCAUGUAGAUAUAGUUAUAUAAUUGUAUAUAUACAUAUCUACACACAUGGUUGGUUUUAUAGUCUUUUUCAUUAAUCUUUAUGACGAACCCUUUACAGUAAAUCUUAUUUUAAUUAUGAAAACACCAAUUUUUUAAGAGAAGGAAGCAAAUGUUUUAUGUCCUUCUGUUAAAAAAUAAUUACUCCUCUACCUACCCACCCAGACAUACACACUCACAUUCUGCACAUUUUGACAAUAUUAAAAGAAUAACAGAAAUAUUUCAAAGGCAUAAUGAUGGUAGAACCACUACCUUAAUACAGAAUUCUAGUCACAAGCCUGAUUUAAUUCUGAACUUUGAAGAGUUUACCUGCAAUAGCUCAUGGCUUUUACAAGAUUAGGGGAAGAAACAUUUAUUGGUUCCAAGGAAAAUAGUCUUCUAUAGCUAAGUUUCAAACAAAUAAAAUGCAUUGGUAAUGUUAAAAUCUAACAUUCAUAACACACAUCCCAUUUUGUUCUAGAUAAAAUGCUUAUAAAAUCCUUCCAGUGGAAACCAGUGAACUUUUUUAACAGGUUUGGGAAUUUUUUUGUAUGAUGAUUUUUAAAAACUAAAUGUGUACUCUUCAAACUAAUUAAGGCCUGAGGUUUUCCAGGAGUUGCAUUUUAAAAAAAAAAAGUGUUUGUACACAUUUUAACACUUUGAUAUUUUCUAUUUUGGUUUUGUAUAUUUUUAUGUAUACACAGUGUACAGACUUUUUCUUGUAAAUAAAACACACUUUUCAUUUGUCUAGAAGUUUCUCUGUUUUUAUUUGUAGAAGUCACACAUGGAAAUGACUAAGUGGCAUAAUAAUGAGCCAUUCCUAGAGGAGCAAAAAAAGUCACCCAAAGCUGAAAUCUAAUUAGAAGACUGGAUGGCAAAAGAAGUAACAGCCCAUGACUUCCAACUAUAAAUAUUAGCACAGCCUGACCCGGAGCCAGAGGUGGUGGAGAGUUCUUCCAGGGUUUAAUUGACACAUGCAGGAAAAUGAAGUGGUAAAAUCAAGUGGGAAAGACAGAUUUUCAGCAAACCCAUCCUGAUGUUACCUUAGUCACCUAGCUUUUUGAUGAACUUAUUGCACUUAUUAAUUUAUUACUCUUCCCCAUUGUGUCAGUAAUUUAAGUUGAAGAAAACAUAAACAAGUUAUUAGAGAAAAGAUCAAAGACAGUCGAGACACCUUCAACCCACCAAGAUGUCAAAUUAGCCUGGGUAUUUUCCUACUUGCCACAGACAGGGAAAAUCGGUUAAUUGGAUUUCUGGAAGGAGAUCCUCAGUCAUUUGUACUUUUUUUAGAUAGACUGUGUAGGAAUCCUCAUCCGGGAAGGCUUCAGGUUCAGAUGUGAACAGCUGGGGAAUCCGGAAGAGACUGGUCGUCAGGGAUGGUUGUACUGAAUCCCAGAGGACUCCCGCCACCCCGCAGGAUGACAGCUUCCUUCUAGGUAAAUGUGGGGCAGGCUGGCCAUGCUGUGAAGAGUCAAAGGACGCUGGUCUAUGCCCAGUGGGCACGCAGGAUGAGCAGAGCUGGGCACACGGAGGGGCACACACGGAAGACUGUCCCUGGAGAUCUGAAUACUGAACUCUGGGAGGAUUAAGGGUAAAGAAAAGAAAUCACGUUAGAUAGGUAGUGCUCACAGCAGUAAAGGAGGAAGCAGAGAUUUCCUCCACUUAGACAAUGUUUCAACUUAGAGUAUUUUAACUCUGUGUGCUGAAACUAUCCACAUUCCCCCAAAGCAUAAUUCAAAUUUUGUAUUUGGAACUCUUCCAGGGCUAGCACUCUGCAUUCACAUCCUCUUUCUCUCAACGCUGGGCAGUGGCAUCUCCCCGUUAGUACCCACCCCCUACCCUGAUGGGAAACUGCCCUACAGUGCGUUGUGUGCUAAACUAGGAUGUGAGAAAGUUAGAUGGAUUCAGUGCAUCUGCACCUUAGGAAGAGAAUUAGUGGGGGUGAAGACCUGGGCAGGGAAAGGAAGUCCAAAGGGAGAAGCAAUGAAAAUAAAUGCCACCGCGUGUCUGAUGUCAUUUACAUGUUAAAGUCAUUAAUUCAGAAAUAAAAAUACUCCAGCAUCCAGUGACCAAUGCCUGUAAUCCCAGCAGCUCUGGACACUGAAACAGGAGGAUCAAGAGUUCAAAGCCAGCGGGCUGGGGUUGUGGCUCAGUGGUAGAGAGCUUACCUAGCAUGUGUGAGGCCCUGGGUUUGAUCCUCAGUGCUACAUAAAAAUAAAUAAAGGUUUUGUUGUUGUUGUUGUUGUUUGCUGAGAGCCAUAGCCAAGUAGGAAUGACGCGUGGCAAUUUCCUUGUCAGCCUACCCCAUGUUGCUUAGAGGGAGGACUCUCCAUUGUGGAAAUGGGCUUGCCUUGGACCCAGGUCAUUUGCAGUGACAUUGCAUGAAUGUUUGAGAAAGGUGACCCUGCUCAAGGACCAGGGUGGAUCCGGGUUUAGGGAGGAUCCUGCUGGAUUAGGGCGGUUCCAGGUUUAAGGUGGACCCUGCUGGGAAUAGGGCGUAUCCUGCUGCCUCAGGUGCCCGCCCGCUCCUUGAGUUCCCGUUGAGUUCUCGCGGGAUUCAGAGAGUAUUUGGGAUGCAGAGUGCCGGUGGAUUUCCCCAGAACGUGCAUGUAGAGUGCCGGUGACAGUUCGAGAAUAAAGAAUUGCUGUUUGAAUCUACAA